AUGCCUGAAGUCCAAUGUAAGAGGUUUGGAAUUGAGCCUUACCAGAGCCUCCAGGCCCUAACGUUUGCAGUGGAUAAGAUUAAUGCCGAUCCUGAACUUCUCCCCAACAUUACAUUGGGGUUCCAGGUUUUUGACACAUGCAGGAGUCUGCGUCGAGCAGCACAAGGAACGUUUGCGAUGCUUUCGGGAGGAGAGGAAAUCAUCCCAAAUUAUAACUGCCAUGAAGGGGCCCCUCUUGCUGGUAUCAUUGGAGACUCCGGGUCCACACGAUCCAUUCUUAUGGCCCAAAUUUUAGGACUGAACCGAUACCCGCAGAUCAGUUAUUUUUCUACCAGUCCUAUUCUCAGUGAAAGGGACCUGUUUCCGUCCUUCUUCCGUACCAUCCCUAGUGAUGAGUUUCAAAUGAAAGGUCUGGCCCAGCUGGUUUCUCAUUUUGGUUGGUCUUGGGUUGGCCUCCUGGCCAGUGAUAAUGAUUAUGGGCAGUAUGGACUUCAGCUGGUGAGGCAGGAGAUAAUAAAUCACGGGGCCUGUGUGGCCUUCACUGAGAACAUCUUGACCACUGAACCCAACAGGAAUGCUCCUCGCAUUGUCCAAGUCAUUAAGCAAUCAACUGCAAAUGUUGUCAUCGUGAUAGCCUCUGAUUCUGACUUUGUGAUUGUGGUGGAAGAGUUGUUGAAGCAAAAUGUGACUGGAAAGGUCUGGGUGGCCAGUGAGUCUUGGUCAACUUCUGGUUUACUCUCUGCAAAAAGAUUCCAAGUUGUGUUGAUGGGUUCUGUUGGCUUUGCCAUCCAUGCUGGGCAGAUUCCAAAUUUUACCAACUAUCUCAGUAGUCUUCAUCCAUCAAAGAACCCUCAAGAUUCACACCUAUGGGAAUACUGGGAGGAAGUUUUUUCUUGUAAGUGGCUCAGUCCAAAGGACUUAGUGGCCAAUGUUACAUAUAAAGCAUGCACUGGGAACGAAAAGUUGGAGAGCCAAUUAUCUGAAGAGAAUGUCAGAUUAUCCUUUAAUGUUUAUACAGCUGUUUAUGCCAUUGCAUGGGCUCUACAUAACCUACAACAGUGUGUAUCUGGAACUGGACCAUUCUAUCACAGUGACUGUGCCAACAUUUUUUCUUUUCACCCAUGGCAUCUUUUCCACUAUAUAAAAAAUGUAAACUUCAAGAAUCAAGAUGGGAGCUACAUGUUCUUUGAUGAAAAAGGGAACCCUCCUGCCAUUUAUGACAUUGUGAAUUGGCGCCCAAGAGAGAGUACCACAUUGGAGAAGGUUGUAGUUGGGAGUUACGACUUAAAUGUUCCUGAUGGGAAAACCUUAAAAGUAGACAGUUCCAGGAUAACAUGGAGCAAUACUUUCGACCAGGUCCCUCUGUCCAACUGCAGCCCCCGCUGCCCUUUGGGAUUCAGGAAGGUGAUCAUACCCGGGAAACCCCUUUGCUGCCAUGAAUGCUCGUCCUGCCCUCAGGGUCAGAUUUCAAGCCAAAUAGAUGCUGUGGAAUGCCAUCCAUGUUCCUGGGACACGUGGCCCAAUCUACAGCAGGACAGAUGCCUACCAAGGCCUACAGAGUUCCUUUCCUAUGGAGAUCCUUUGGGUUACAGCUUAGCAGCCAUUUCCAUCUUUUCCUCCCUGAUCCCACUCAUAAUUUUAGCAGUUUUUAUUCACCAAAAAAAGACACCAAUAGUCCGAGCCAACAACUACUCCCUUAGCUGCCUUCUCCUGCUCUCCCUGUUGCUCUGUUUCCUUUGCUCUUUAGGGUUCAUUGGUUACCCACAACCUGAAAAGUGCCUUCUGCGCCAGGUGGCAUUUGGGAUGGUUUUUGCCCUCUGCAUCUCCUGUGUUCUGGCCAAAACCAUCACUGUUGUCAUUGCCUUUAAUGCAACCAAACCCGGCAGCAGGUUAAGAAAGUGGACCGGGGUGAAGGUCUCCUACUGUCUAAUUAUGUUUUGUGUAUUUAUUCAGUUAUUUGUGUGUAUAAUGUGGCUCAUCCUCUCUCCUCCCUUCCAUGAACUUGAAACUGACACCAAACCAGGAGUCAUCAUAGUUAACUGCAAUGAAGGAUCACCCACUGCUUUCUGGUGCAUGCUGGGAUACCUUGGCCUCUUGGCCUCCAUCAGUUUCAUUGUUGCCUUCCUGGCCAGACGCCUCCCUGACAGUUUCAAUGAAGCCAAAUUGAUCACAUUCAGUAUGUUGGCUUUCCUCAGUGUGUGGGUGUCCUUUAUCCCAGCCUAUCUCAGUGCCCGGGGCAUGUAUACUGUGGCAAUGGAGGUCUUUGCCAUCCUGUCUUCCAGUUGGGCUGUGGUGGGCUGUAUCUUUGUGCCAAAAUGCGUUAUUAUAUUGUUUAAACCCAACCUGAACACCAGAGAUCAUAUUAUGUUUAAAGGCAGUAAUAAAUAA
Molecule: messenger RNA, 2388 nt
Organism: Xenopus tropicalis (tropical clawed frog)
Lineage: Eukaryota; Metazoa; Chordata; Amphibia; Anura; Pipidae
Product: extracellular calcium-sensing receptor-like
Exons: 6
Coding region: 1-2388 (795 amino acids)
Biological process (GO): G protein-coupled receptor signaling pathway
Cellular component (GO): membrane; plasma membrane; cell periphery
Molecular function (GO): G protein-coupled receptor activity
Source: RefSeq, a predicted model, not a curated record